UAACCGCCAACUGUUGCUGGGCGUAACUUUGAGCGUUUAAUGUACAAUGUAAUGGAAUAACGCUCAUACGUACUUGCGACAAACACGGCGUAAAUAGAAAAAACCGGAGCCCAUCGACGUUCUGAUGUAUACACGGAAGGAGAAAGCACACGCAAUCGAUAUCGCGCUUUCCUAGAGCUAACCUAACCUGAUGUAACUGAACGCGCGCAUACGGUUACGAAACUCACGUAUCCCCUCCCCGUGCCAACUGUAAACGAUGUUACACGUAAUAUGGAUGGCAGUGUUUAUUCUAUCUACACCAUUCGCAAGUAACACUAUUUAUCUCCAUUUUACGGACGUGAUAUAAGGGACCGGUGCUGUCACCUGUACUGUUCAAAAUCGACUUCAUGGCACGAACCAUGGCCACUUCACGGACUUUCAAGGAGAAUUUGUUUGACAGUAAUUAUCACUGGUUUAUCAGUUUGCAACUCAGAUGACUGGAAUGAUUUCGUCGAGAAGCAAGCUCCUAGCUGAAAUGGCUGAUUGGAAUUUUCAAUGAUAGCUGUAAAAUAACAACGGAUGCAAAGAUUAAUUGAAUAGCUCGUCGUUGGAACGGAUAUUAUUCCGGGUAUAAAGGGUUAACUAUAAGGCCGCUUGCAUACGUACCGGAAAAACUGGCGUCGGCACCGGCUUCCCUGCCAAGAACAAUUGUCCAGAAUCAUUUCCGGGGGUUGUUUGACGGAACUCGAGGUCACCGAGCUGGGGUGCAAAGAAAUCGAGAGCAAGUCGCCGACCCUACGGCUGAAGAGGCAUCUCUUUUGCGAUUACGACAGCACCGUCCGACCUGCGGAUUCACAUGGAAAUGAGACGGCGGUGUACAUCACGCUAAUGCCAAAAUUAAUUGAAUUCAAUGACCAUGACGGCGUUCUCGUUCUUCACAGUUGGUUGUCAAUCAUUUGGGAAGAUGCCCAUCUUAAAUGGAAUCCCGAGGACGUCGGUGGACUGGAAAAAAUUCAUGUCCAGAGCGAAGAAUUAUGGACACCUGACAUUUCCGUGUACAACUCGGGAGACAUGAACGAAGAUCAGAGCGGUUUACCUGCAACGAGAUGUAUUCUCGGCUAUGACGGACAAGUGCAUUGCGUCCCUGCAGUAAAAUACACUGCGUCGUGCGAUGCAGAUUACAGGUUGUGGCCUUUCGACAAGCACAAUUGCACCAUUCAUAUUGGCUCAUGGGCACACACUGGAGAUGACAUUGACUUCCAUCUCCAAGGAAGCGACGUCUUUAGAGUGGACUUUGUGGAAAAUCGACAAUGGGACCUGGAAUCGAUUACAGCCGUAAAAAUAAUACAAAAGUUCCCAUGCUGUCCGAAUGACACCUUCCCUUUGUUGGCCUACCACAUCGUUAUUAAAAGACAUCACGAUAGUAUGCAUGCCGUCUUCGUUACACCGGCAAUCAUAUUGAUACUGUUAACCAUGACCGUAUUGUGGCUGGAACCGAAAUCUACAGAAAGAUUAGCAGUUGCUUGUAUCAGUUUUAUUUGCCACCUCAUCUGUAUACAGGAUCUCCAAUGGAUGUUACCGCCUAAUGGUGGUACAGCUCCUUACAUAUUACUCUUCUACCGGGAUUCCCUCAUUUUGGCCGGAGUAUCUCUCCUUUUAACGGUUAUUCUGCGCCAACUGCAAGAGAUGAAAACGACUCCGCCCAUGUGGUUGUCUUCUCUAAUGUCCGUCAUACUUGAUACAAGAGGAGGUCAGAUAUUCAUCUUAACAAGUUUAAACCCUAAAGUCUCAGCAGUAGUUGAAACAAAAUCUGAUGAGAAUGCCGAGUUUGUUAAUCCACAUUCAGCAUCAACAAAGGAAGAGUCUGCCUGGGGGUACCUUGCUAUCUGUAUUAGUCGUCUAUCAUUCUUAAGUAUUUUGGUGACGUAUAUUGUACUACUGGCAACUCUCACUCCCAUUGACACUUCCUUGCCAUCGAAACCUCCGAAAUCAUAACAUAUUCACCAUUACCAUUAGUCCAAACACUUCCUAUUCAUAAACGGUAUUCUCAUAUUAACUUGUGUUCCUUUCAGAAUUCAGUUUCGUUCAUUGCAUGACAGAGCCAAACAAUUUGUUCCCUUUGAAAAAAUGUGUGAUCUAACGGUGCAAUAUUAUCUUUUGCUUCCAAUAGUUUUGUCGAAAAAUUGUGGGAAUUACACAUAAAUUUAUACCUUAUCCUUUUCUUCAUUUAAUUAAGCAUAUCCUGCGGUGCACGCCCGGCUAAAAAAUGUACAUUUCUGUAGUUCCAUUUUAUGUAAAUGUUUGAAACAAUAAUUUACGUUAUGGGAUAGAUAAAUCAUAGUAGAUGAUUUGGUUAAAAAAAACAAAAGGAAAUACUGGGAAGGCCUUUUCCUUAUAAAUACAUUUAUUUCAUAAAAUGCAUAAACUGGCUAGUUGUUUCUCCACUUUCAUGUAUGCGAUUCAUUCAUUUCCAUAUUGCAUUCUAGAAAACGCAUUGAUAUAUAAUAAUUAAAAGAAUAUUCCAUGAGGUAAUGACGCAUUCUUUUGAUAAUGUAAUAUGAAGUGGUUAUCGUUACAAAUGCUUGUAGCAAUACUGAAAAAAUCAUGAACCCAUCAAUGCUUACAGAACAAGUCAGAUAAUUGAUUUAUGUUGAACGCUUCAACCCGAACGUUUUAAUAAUUUCUUACACUAUGUACAUUCUUGAACUAUGCCACUUUUGAGAUGUUCAUGUUAGUGCAAAUGACGGAUAAGCAGAAAAUAUGGUAGGGUUUAUGUAACAAUUGGACAGAAAUGUUUUGGAGUUAUAGUACUAUGUACAAUAUUAAAAGAAAAGUAGCUAAAUGGUUAAGCUCUUAUGAACAAUUGGUUUUGUGAUGUUGUCGAGAGUUUAGAAAAAGAAAUAUAAUGUCGAUGAUUAAAUAUAUAGAAGAAAAGAAAUGAAAAAGCAGUUGAUCACCCGUACAGUAGUUCACUGCGAUUUAUACAAGAGGUAGUCCUUCAGGAUUCGAGGUAAUGGAAGGGAAUCCACAUCGGUCCUUUUUGUAUAUUCUAAUAUAGCAUCACGGCAUGCACUCUGAAGAGUUGAUACUGUAGAAGCAUGAAACAAUAAAUAGUUAAUUUUACAAAUAAAAUAUAUAAGCGAAUUGAUA
Molecule: messenger RNA, 3129 nt
Organism: Orussus abietinus
Lineage: Eukaryota; Metazoa; Arthropoda; Insecta; Hymenoptera; Orussidae
Product: neuronal acetylcholine receptor subunit alpha-5
Exons: 9
Coding region: 868-1974 (368 amino acids)
Biological process (GO): monoatomic ion transmembrane transport; chemical synaptic transmission; signal transduction
Cellular component (GO): membrane; neuron projection; synapse
Molecular function (GO): neurotransmitter receptor activity; transmembrane signaling receptor activity; extracellular ligand-gated monoatomic ion channel activity
Source: RefSeq, a predicted model, not a curated record